AUGCCAUCGGUAUUCUCAAAACUGCUCGCUGAUGGCUCGCCAAGGGCCAUUAGCCAGCUACGACUGCUAUUACAGAAAAUUUUGGAGAUAUACAUGAAUAACAGAACAGUACUUGGCAGAGCGAUAUGGAUCACGGCAAUGAUCGCAUUGUAUGGGCGGAGGAAGGGUUCUCCUUCGCCCGAGGAAAGUGGACGUAGGAGGAAAGGCCGUCGAGAUGCUGGGGGUAGCAAGAUGAAAGCUGAGGUUGAUCAAGUGUUCUUCGAGAGGUUACGGAGGCUCUUGAAGAUAGUAAUUCCUGGAUACAAGUCCAAGGAGUUCUGGCUGUUGAUUAUUCACUCAGCUUUUCUUGUAUUUCGUACAGUACUGUCAGUAUACGUAGCCGCACUAGAUGGUCGCAUCGUCAGUGCAUUGGUUAGAGGCAGCGCUAAAGAUUUUUUGAAAGGAAUGUUCUGGUGGAUGAUGGUUGCUAUACCGGCGACAUAUACCAAUAGUAUGCUCACGUAUAUGCAAAAUAAACUUGCGAUACAGUUUAGAACACGUCUUACUAACCAUAUCCAUGAUAAGUACUUGAGUGAUAUGACAUUUUAUACCAUCGGUAAUCUUGAUGAUCGAAUAAAAAAUGCCGAUCAGUGCAUUACUGUUGAUGCAAUGAAAUUCUGUAAUUCAUUAGCUGAAUUAUAUAGUAAUCUUGCUAAGCCAAUUUUGGAUACGUUCAUUUAUAACUACCAAUUGUCCAAGAACGUUGGAGGAGAAGGAUUGUUUGGGCUUUCAUUGGCCGUGCAUUUCUCUUCAGUGCUAUUAAGAGCCUUGACUCCACCAUUCGGAAAGAUGGUCGCUGAGGAGCAGAGAUUGGAGGGCGAAUUCAGAUUCACGCACUCGCGCCUUAUAGAGAAUGCUGAAGAGAUUGCUCUUUAUUCUGGUCAUUCGACAGAGAGAUACAUCCUGGAUAAGAGCUAUUUCGCCCUUAUUAAACAUAUUAACAGGAUAUUCCGGUUGCGCAUAUUCCAUGGAAUGUUGGAAGAUUUUAUUAUCAAAUAUUUAUGGGGCGCUCUUGGUCUUGCAGUAUGUGCAGUACCUGUAUUCUUUAAUGUACCUGGAUUAACCAAAGGAGGCGAUUUAGGAAAGAGAACAGAAGGCUUCGUUACUAACCGUAGAUUGUUGCUGAGCUCUUCUGAUGCUUUCGGUCGUAUUAUGUAUUCAUACAAAGAAGUCACAGAGCUAGCUGGAUUCACUGCUCGCGUCUCUGAGUUACUUGAUGUCUUUGAUGACGUCAAAGUUGGCCGCUUUGAGAAGCAGCUAGUUUCUGAGGCGUCUACAGAGGAGAAUGCAAAAGUACUGACUGGACGUGGCCAAGUGAUAGAAGGUGAUGACAUAGAGUUCAAAAAUGUACCGAUAGUAUCGCCUAAUGGUGAUGUACUUUUGAAGAGCUUGACAUUUUAUGUUAAGCCUGGAAUGCAUCUGUUGAUUGUUGGACCUAAUGGCUGUGGAAAGAGUAGUUUGUUUAGAAUUUUGGGUGGAUUGUGGCCUGUUUAUGGUGGGACUGUUCGUAAGCCAAAGUCCUCAGAAAUAUUCUACAUUCCACAACGUCCAUACCUUUCUCUUGGUACCUUACGCGAUCAAAUUAUAUAUCCCCACACAGUUGAAGACAUGAAGAAGCGCAACAUCACGGAUGAUGAUUUGCAUAAGAUUCUUGACAUUGUUCAAUUUGGCACUAUCGUUGAGAGAGAAGGAGGGUGGAACAGAGAACGUGAAUGGAAGGAUGCUCUAUCUGGCGGUGAUAAACAAAGGAUUGCAAUGGCAAGAUUGUUCUAUCACAAACCACGAUAUGCUAUUUUAGAUGAAUGUACCAGCGCGGUGAGCAUGGAGAUUGAAAAAAUCAUGUACACUCAUGCGACGGAACUCGGGAUUUCGCUCUUAACUGUCUCGCAUCGUCCGUCACUCUGGAAAUAUCACAACUUUAUUCUUCAGUAUGAUGGGCAGCGUGGCUAUGUAUUCACAAAACUAGAUGCAGAACGACGCCUAGCACUCCAAGAAGAGAAACAGAUGCUUGAACACAAGAUGGUUGAAGUUCCCAAAUUGAAAUCAAGAUUAAAUGACUUGAAGGCGAUGCUGACGGAUAUACAAGCAGCUCCUCAGAGCGCCAGCACUACGCCUCACAAUACUACUGGAGACAUAGCACCAUUCAGUCUUUCAUAG
Paraglomus brasilianum is the source of this 2196-nucleotide messenger RNA. NCBI's taxonomy places the organism in Eukaryota, Fungi, Glomeromycota, Glomeromycetes, Paraglomerales, Paraglomeraceae. The record is from the annotation of a GenBank genome assembly.